UGGUCUACGAUUGGAGAGUUUAGAAGUCAUUCACAGAGCCCUACCAACCACAGCACAGGCUUACUGGUAGCAGUAAAAAACAAUGGCGUCGCAUUUCAGCGGUGUGCUUCAGCUCACGGAUUUGGAUGAUUUUAUCACUCCGUCUCAGGAAUGUGUAAAGCCUGUAAAGGUGGAAAAGAAACAGGGCAGAUCUGUGGCUAAAAUCCAGAUAGAAGAUGAUGGCAGUUAUUUUCAGGUCCAUCAGGAUGGUCAAAAGGAAAAGUUGGAGAAAGCCAAGAUUACGUUGAACGACUGUCUCGCUUGCAGUGGCUGCAUCACGUCUGCGGAAAGUGUCCUUAUCACCCAACAGAGUCAUGAGGAACUGUACCGUGUGCUACGUCAUAAUAAACAGGUUAGCAGUAGCGAGCAGAAGGUGGUGGUGGUGUCUGUAUCGCCUCAGUCAAGAGCCUCUCUAGCUGCACACUACGGUCUCAAAAGCAGCGAGGUGGCCCACAGACUCACCAGAUUCCUGAAAAAUGUGGGUGUCCAUCAUGUGUUUGAGACCGGCUUCAGUCGCUCUUUCAGCCUGUUAGAAAGCCAGAAGGAGUUUCUGGAGCGAUUCAAUCGGAAGGAAGUGGACAAGAAGGCCCUACCGAUGCUGGCGUCUGCCUGUCCAGGUUGGAUUUGCUAUGCUGAGAAGACUCAUGGUGAAUUCAUCCUCCCGUACAUCAGCACAACGCGCUCGCCCCAGCAGAUCAUGGGUUCUCUAGUCAAGGGCUAUUUUGCCUCUCAGGAGGGUAUUUCACCACAGAAGAUCUACCAUGUGACUGUGAUGCCCUGCUAUGAUAAGAAACUAGAGGCUUCCAGACCAGACUUUUACCUUGGCGAGUAUGAGACCAGAGAGGUGGACUGUGUUAUUACUUCAGGAGAAGUUCUGAAGAUGUUGGAGGAGGAGAAAGUGUCCUUGAGAGAUGUGGAGUUGGCCCCUUUAGACGCAAUGUUCAGUAACGUCUGUGGGGAGGAGCUGCUGCGUCACGCAGGAAGUGGAUCUGGAGGAUACCUUCAUCACAUCUACAAACAUGCUGCAAAACAGCUGUUUGGGGUUGAAGUAGAUGAACUCACAUACAAGACAGUGAAAAACAAGGACUUCCAGGAAGUCACUCUGGAGAAGGAUGGUCAAGUUCUGCUGCGUUUUGCUGCCGUCUACGGCUUCAGGAACAUUCAGAACCUGGUGCAGAAGCUGAAAAGAGGGAAGUCAACGUACCACUUUGUAGAAGUGAUGGCAUGUCCGUCAGGAUGUCUUAACGGCGGCGGUCAGCUCAAACCUUCAUCAGAUCAGUCCAACAAAGAGUUGCUGCAGCAGGUGGAGGAGCUUUACCACAGUGAACGUACCGCAGUGCCAGAGGAGGACUCGCGAGUGGCUGAACUCUAUCAGCGCUGGGUGGAGAGCGUGGGAGACGAGAAAGCCCGACAGUUACUGCACACGCAGUACCACGCCGUAGAAAAAAACAACAGUGGCCUCAGUAUAAAGUGGUGAGGAGCUGCCCUGACGCUGAUCAACCAACUACAUUGUUAGCGUUUUUCCUUUCUGUGUGCGCUAAGGCAAUAUUUAACAUACAUCAGACACUA
Rhinichthys klamathensis goyatoka is the source of this 1608-nucleotide messenger RNA. It is a transcript of the gene ciao3, whose product is annotated as nuclear prelamin A recognition factor-like. The transcript has 11 exons. Gene Ontology annotation, cellular component: cytosolic [4Fe-4S] assembly targeting complex. The record is from RefSeq and is a predicted model, not a curated record. Gene Ontology annotation, molecular function: 4 iron, 4 sulfur cluster binding. Lineage: Eukaryota; Metazoa; Chordata; Actinopteri; Cypriniformes; Leuciscidae. Gene Ontology annotation, biological process: iron-sulfur cluster assembly. Bases 83 to 1516 code for a protein of 477 amino acids.